UUCCGGCUGGGCUGAACUUUAAAUAAUGAAUUUAUCCAGGCGUUAAUUAAACCAAUAGAACGCUCGAAAUGAAAAAAAAAACAAAAAAACAACAACAUCUGAGCAGUGAAACAGCAGGGGGGCAAAUAAUGCCCGCAUUAAAACCACGAGUGUGUAACGUUAGACCAGACUCUACAGUAAGGCUAGUCGCAGAGCUAACAGUCUCCCCCGCUCAGAUCUGCCGCCUGUACUGCAUUCUGUACAUGCCCACCAGCGUUUAUUAACAAAACAACCAGCCCAUGCUGUAAUCUGCGAAUGACUGCAUAAAGCUGAGCGACAAUGGACUCGAAGAGGGAAAAGGUCAAUGAAACAGAAUGUGCAAAGAUCACCACUGUGCUUCUGAAGUCCCGCACCGGGGAGUUUGAUUUGGAGUCCAUUAUGUUUCUUAAAUUAAGGAAUUUAGGAAUUUAUGACCUUGGAUGUAUAGGACAGUGUAUAAACCUGGAGAGGCUGGACCUCUCUGGAAAUAACAUCACAAAUCUGGGGCCUCUUUCAUCUCUACGAAGACUUCUUGUCCUUAACUUGUCAGCCAAUAGAAUCUCUAAUUUAGAACCCCUUUCCAACUGUGAAAGUUUACAGAGUUUGAAUGUUGCUGGUAAUGUGAUACCAAGUGUUGAUAAUCUUCAUGCACUCAAGCCUUUAAAGAAGCUGGAGAGCAUUAGAUUGAAGGACAACACCUAUAAUUACACCAAUCCAGCUUGCAAGAAUUCAUUAUACCGGACACUUAUUCUUGAAAUGUUCCCAAACAUGAAAGUGUUGGAUGGUGAAAGGGUGGUGGGACGUGGAAGUGACUUAUACCAACUAUGCAAAGACAUUGAUGAUACAAUUAAAGCAGGCAUGUUUAAAAAUGGCCAUCUGCCUGAGUUGCCAGACACCAAACCUUGGGUGGAUGAUGAUUUUUGGGAGAUAAAGAGAUCAGACAAUGCCAUAGUUGAUGAAGCCUAUAAACAAUUCAGUGAUGUUCUUCAUGAAUGCAGGCUGCUGAACAGUCGAGCAGCCCACGUGAUCUCACAAAAUGAAUGGACCGUCAGCCUCAAGAGCCAUCCAAAGCAGUAUGCCGUUUAAAUCUGGGAAUCUCUCGAUCUCAUUACGUUUCCAAUAAAAUGCAUGUUUUUUCCCACAGCUUUUUUUAUGCGUUUCCAUAAGCUUUAAGUCCAUAAGCUUGAUGCGUCACCGGUGCCAGAAAUCCAAAAUGCUCCGUGUUGCCUGCAGUGUGAGGGUUUAGAUUUUGUAAUUACACUUGAGUUCUUUCUGAUUUUCCACUGUUUAGAGAGACCGAUACUUACACCUAAUCCGGUUUGAUCACUGUCUCAGGAUGUUCAGAAUCAAGACAAUUCCUCUUUGCACUCCUAACACAAUGCUGUAUUUAACGUUAUGCUUCAAAUGCUGCUAUUUGUAUAUUUCAUAAUGGUGAAGCACUUGUAUUGUUUAUUAACCACUUCUGAGGCUUUCCCAUGUUGCUCUUCUUGUUUACAAUUUUUAGUGAAUGCAUUUUGCCUUUUUAUUGUAUGCCUAAUGUGGAUGAUUUUUUUCUAAAUUGGUUGUUUCAUACUAUAUUGCUCCUUUUUAUUCGCUCAAGCAGCUUUGUGUUUUAAAAUGCAUCUAAAUUGUAUAAUAUAUGAUAUAAUGCAUCUUUUUUUUUUUAUUUACAUUUUGUUGGAUAGCCUAAUAUAUAUUCAUGCCAGAAAAUGUCUUUGUGUCUGUAUUUAUUAAUCUUACACAAUGUAAAAAAGCAGACUAUUAAAAAGUUUCAGAGUGUUUAAAUGGUUAAAGUGCUAGUCUACCCAAGAAUUAUAUAUUUACAAAGAUGUUCUUUCUUCCAUUGAUUAUAAAAGGAAAAAUUUCCUGAAUGUUGCCAGAAUAUUCUUUGAGAGAACUAUACAUUUAAUGUUACACAAAUAAGUGUUCCGAACACAUUCAAGAAAAUGUGGGGGGUAUGAAUGCACUGUGGCAUCCGAUGCAGUAGGGGGAGUUCAGCACGU
Messenger RNA from Cyprinus carpio (common carp), 2021 nucleotides. Its product is annotated as leucine-rich repeat-containing protein 61-like. Gene Ontology annotation, cellular component: cytoplasm. Gene Ontology annotation, molecular function: protein binding. Gene Ontology annotation, biological process: outer dynein arm assembly. The record is from RefSeq and is a predicted model, not a curated record. NCBI's taxonomy places the organism in Eukaryota, Metazoa, Chordata, Actinopteri, Cypriniformes, Cyprinidae.